Gavialis gangeticus (Gharial) is the source of this 3861-nucleotide messenger RNA. RefSeq names its product GC-rich sequence DNA-binding factor 2 (gene GCFC2). Gene Ontology annotation, biological process: mRNA splicing, via spliceosome. The transcript has 18 exons. The record is from RefSeq and is a predicted model, not a curated record. Gene Ontology annotation, cellular component: nucleus. Bases 75 to 2567 code for a protein of 830 amino acids. Gene Ontology annotation, molecular function: DNA binding. NCBI's taxonomy places the organism in Eukaryota, Metazoa, Chordata, Crocodylia, Gavialidae.
CCAGCCGGGCUGCGGCGCGCAUGCGCAUUGGGCGGCGGGUUUUACCGGGGCCUGCGUGACCGGUACGGGACAGAAUGUUCCGCCGGCGUCCGCGUCACUUCCGGGGCCGCCGCAGGGCGCAGUCCGCUAGUAGCGAGGAGGAGCCGGGCCCCGGCGUCGAGGGGGGGGAGGAGGAGGAGGGGCGGCGGCAGGGCCCUGCCAGCCCCGACCACUAUCCCCCGCGGCUCCCGGAAGCGCCGACGGUGAGCGUGAGGGGCCAAGAGGCGGCGGAGAAUGGAGGCGAAGGCGGGGCCCGGCAGGCACGGGGGUGCAGGGACCUGCUCAGCUUCGGCAGCGACGAGGAGCGAGAAGGGAGUGAAGAGCACUUCCAAGUAAAGAAACCGUCACUCAAUGCCAUCAAAUUUAACAUUCCGAAGAAGGGAAGUGUGGCUUCUGCAGAGCAAACUGAAAGCGGAAAAGAAAUCUUUCAAUCAGAAUCUAGAGCCACUGAAAUCAAAGAUGCAUUUGAGUCAGAUGAGGAGGACGAGCAGUGUUCUUCAGCAAAUGAAGAUGACUGCAAUUCAUCCACGGCAUCUGAACCUCUACCCAGCUCCCCGCAGAAAAGGGAGGAUUUACCACCAGGUACUUUCCCUAGUGCAGCUUACAUUCAGGCUGCCCGAAGAAAACGUCAGCUGGCCAGGACUCAAGGAGACUAUAUUUCACUGGAUACUUCAGAUUGUCAUCAGGUUUCUCGGAGAAAGGAAAGCAGUGAUCUUGAGAGUGAAGAAGAAUCUGAUCAUGAAAGGAAACUCAGCUUUGCUCCCAAAACAAAGUCUCUUAGGCAGAGGAUGGCUGAGCAUAUAGUAUCUGAGAGUGGAGUAUCAAGUGAAGAUAAGGAAACUCAAAAUGAAUGGGAAGAACAGCAAAUGAAGAAGGCACUCAAACUUUCUCAGGGAAUUAAUGAGGAUGCUUUUCUGCAUAAAUCCCGAACCAUGAAGAUAACAUUUGAUCCCUCUGUUUCACUGCCACCUGUAGACUUAGAAAUUGUAAAGAAGCGACUGACUACAAGAAUAACAUCACUGCAGGAUAUCCACCGGGCCCAUCAGAGGGAAUAUGAAAAAUACAUGCAUGACAUUGAAAGCUCAAAAACAACUAUUCAAGAGUUAGAGAAGUCUUCGGACGUUGGCCAGAACUACAAAUUCUACAGGGCUAUGAAAACUUUUGUGGAAAAUUUGAUAGACUGUUUGAACGAAAAGCUACUUCAAAUUAAUGAACUAGAAUCAGCUAUGCACACGCUUCUCCAGCAACCAGCUGAAAUGCUCUUGAAACGAAGGCAAGAUGAUCUGAGAAAUGAAUCUGCUUAUAUUCAACAGCUAUCAAGUAAGUAUAGCAAAUCAACUGAAGACAGGUUGGGAGUUGAUGCAAAAACACAGCAGGAAACACAGGUGAAAGACUAUGAAGCUCGAAGGAGAUUGAGAAGACAAGCAAGAGGGAGUUCUGGGAAAUCUGAUCACCAUGAGGGUAUGUCCAGUGAUGAUGAGCUGUCUCCAGGAGAGAUAAUGGAUUUCCAGGAGAACAAAGAUAAUAUCUUACAGGAAAGUAAGGGAAUCUUUGAAGAUGUGCAAGUGGAUUUUUGCAGCAUCAGAAAUAUCCUGUUGAAAUUCCAGCAAUGGAGAGAGAAGUUUCCUGAUUCUUACUAUGAUGCUUACAUUAGUUUAUGUCUGCCUAAACUCUUAAAUCCACUAAUCCGACUUCAAUUAAUUAAUUGGAAUCCUGUUGAGGAGAGCUUCACAGACUUGGAAGAAAUGCCAUGGUUCAGAGAUGUAGUAGAAUUUAGUGAUGCCAAAAAUGUGUCUGAAUCAAGGAGAGAGAAUGACCCCGAUCAAACAGUUUUGCCUGCAAUCAUUGAAAAAACAAUUCUUCCGAAAAUUACAGGCUUUAUAGCACAUAUAUGGGAUCCUUUGUCAACUUCACAGACGGAGAAUUUGGUACAACUCUGCAAAAAAAUCUUUGAAGACUAUUCCCUUUCUAGAAAAGAAUCCAGUAAAACAAAACAGGAUCUGAUAAACUCGAUUGUUUCAAGAAUGAAAAAAUCAAUAGAGGAAGACGUCUUUAUUCCUGUGUAUCCUAAAAGUACAGUGGAAGACAGACUAUCGCCACAUUCGAAGUUCCAAGAAAGGCAGUUUUGGUCUGCUGUAAAGUUACUAUGUAAUAUUCUUCUUUGGGAUCGGAUUGUACCAGAAGAGACUCUACAUGAACUUGGACUAAGCAAGCUGCUGAAUCGUUACCUUCUUUUAAUACUCCUUAAUGCACCAUCUGGACCAGAUAAUAUAGAAAAAUGUAACAAGGUGGUUGCAUGUUUCCCAGGAAGAUGGUUUCAAGACCUCAAGAGUGAUUCAACUCUGCCUCAGUUGGUGAAUUUCAGCCAGCAUUUGUUGCAAUCUGCACAUACCCUGUACAGAAGUAACUGCAGUGAUGAAACAAGAGAUGUGAUUCUUCUGUUGGUGAAAAUUAAUGCAUUACGUCUUGUGGAGGACUUCAUUGAGGAAUACAAACUAGAACACCUGAAAUCCAUGAUUGGAAAGUAGAAAUGCAGCAAUAGGACUGGAAUACAAUGUUUAAAAUGCCACAGCUCACCAUGCUAAUAUUCCACGAACAGGUCUGUUUGACUAUAACAGAGGAUAUAUAUAAACUAAGGAUUUGGGGCAACCCCUUAAUCUUUACGUCUGUUCUGUUGAUUUAGAUAUUUCAAGGGCCUUGUGGUCUUGCUUGUAAUUGGCUCAAAUAUGCACUUUUUCCAUAUCCAAAAUUCUCACCAAAAUUAGCAGGAAAACUUAUUGCACAAAGAAAGCAGGACCAAGUCCAGCACAAGUUGCACUGUUUGAGGACAGACUGGCUGGAGAUGAACUGAUAAUCAAAUGCCUGGAAUUUCCUUAUGUUUAUGGAUUUGUCAGACAACUGGCUGCCAAACUGGAGCCAUGUUUUAGGCCCUGCAAAGAUGUGGAAAUACUUUAUUCUUUUUGGGGAGAUUUAUUUAAAUGAUAAAGUGUUUGAAAAAAUGUAUCAUGGAAACCACAUUAUAAGAAAAUAGCUUUGACUAGUACGUUCAAUUUUGAACGGAGUAACAGUAUUGUUUAAUAUCAGUCUGUCUCAGGGGGAUUACCAGGCUCCCCUUCCUGAAGAUCUGUCAUGAUUCCAGUGUUUGUGAUAGGAUUUUCACGGAGCUUGAUUGGCAUAGACCUUUAGGAACAGCACAGAGAUAGCCAGGGAUGGUCAACAUGUGCAUUACACUUGGCAUAGAAACAAAACACUGCAACUUCAUUGUAAGAAUGCCAUCUACUGCAUGUUGUAACGUUACUUCAGAGGCUGAUGUGGAUUUUUUGCUCAAGGAGGGUGGGCCUGGGAUCUGCAAGUUUGUGUUUUGUCAGACUUAAUAACUGUACAGACUUCAGUGGUAGACAGUGAGAUGUAUGAAUUACAUGGACUAGCAGCAUCUUCACAUUAUUCCCUGUGAACUGGCAUCUCCCUUUGCAAUUAUUAUUUUGCUUCCCAUCAGAAUGUGCUCACCCACCUUCUAUCAGACAAUUCUUAAAUAGUUUGUGUAUAUUUUUGUAGUGAGGUUUUGUAUGUAUGUAAUAAGGGUCACUGUGCAGUGGAACAGAAAGAAUUUGCCAUAAAAAUCUAGAGGGCAGCACACAUUUGGAUAUGGAAUCAUUUGUACCUGUAUUUUCUCAAACCUUGUUUAACAUACAGAUAUAUUUUUGUUACAGUAGACGCUAGAACUUAACUCUUGUAGAUCUUUGUUCCGUGACCAGUUUUAUAUUUCAUUUUAAACGGUGUAUGAACUUAUUUUUUGCAAAAUAAAUAUUUAAUAGUAAGUAA